GCCACGGGCAGACAUGGCGGGGCAGAUAGCUGUGCUGGGCUCUGCUGUGCUGGCCCUGCUCUUGGCCAGCUACCUGGCACAGCAGUACCUGCCCAUGCCCACGCCCAGGGUGAUUGGGAUCGACCUGGGCACCACCUACUGCUCCGUGGGCGUGUUCCUGCCGGGCAGUGGGGCUGUGAGAGUCAUCCUGGACGAGAGCGGCCACAGCAGCAUCCCCAGCGUGGUCUCCUUCACGGACACGGGCGUGCACGUGGGCUACCAGGGCCUGGAGCUGGCUGAUGCCAACCCCCAGAACACCAUCUACGACGCCAAGAGGUUCAUCGGGAAAGUCUUCACUCCAGAGGAGCUGCAGAGUGAAAGCAGCAGGUAUCCCUUCAAGAUUAUCAACAAGAAUGGAUUAGCUGAAUUUUCUGUGACAACUAAUGAAACCUUUCACAUCACUCCAGAGCGCAUUGGCUCUAAGCUGCUGCUGAAACUGAAGAAAAUGGCAGAAGCCAACCUUGGCAUGUCCAUUUCCAAGGCAGUCAUCUCCGUGCCUGCAGAGUUUGAUGAAAGGCAGAGGAAUUCUACCAUUCAGGCAGCUAACCUUGCAGGGCUCAGCGUUCUGCGAGUAAUCAACGAGCCCACAGCUGCUGCUAUGGCCUAUGGGCUGCACAAAGCUGAUGUGUUUAAUGUCCUGGUAGUGGAUCUGGGUGGAGGAACCUUGGAUGUGUCUCUGCUGAACAAGAUGGGAGGGAUGUUCAUCACACGAGCCAUGGCAGGUAACAACAAGCUGGGAGGACAGGAUUUCAACCAGAGGCUGAUGGUGUAUUUGUAUGAUCAGCUCCGUCAAAGGUUUGGUUCUCUGCCCACGCAGAAGGAGGAGAUUCACCGCCUCAGGCAGGCCGUGGAAGCUGCCAAAUUAAACCUGACUGUCCAUGAGGCAGCUACACUGAGGGUGCUGCUGACUCUGCCAGCAAACCAGCUGACGAGAGAACUUGCAAAAAGCCAGGUAAAAGCAAACAGUGCGUCACAAAACGCAGAAGGCCUGAAAAAUCUUGGAGACGCUUCCAAAGUAGAGGGCAGCUUUGUGGAAGUCGUGUUUGAAACAGAAAUCUCUCGGAAGCUGUUUGAGAUGUUAAAUGAGGACCUUUUUGAGAAGAUCCUCGUGCCCAUUGAACAGGUGUUGCUGGAAGGGCACCUGCACAAGGCUGAAGUGGAUGAAAUUGUGUUAGUGGGAGGCUCCACACGGAUUCCCAAAAUACGUGAAGUCAUUCGGGACUUCUUUGGGAAGGAACCCAACACCUCUGUGGAUCCUGACCUGGCAGUUGUGACAGGUGUAGCCAUCCAAGCAGGAAUUCUUGCUGGGUCCUGGCCUCUCCAAGUCAGUGCUAUAGAAAUCCCCAACAAACAUUUACGGAAGACGAAUUUUAACUGAAAAGAAACUCUUCUCAAUUGCAUUCCAGCUCUCCAAAAGGAUCCAUACUCAUCUGACUGGCAAUGGAACAUGAUCUUAGCUUCAUUCUAUUCAAUUUUCACCUGUUCCCAUUAGGUGUUACUGGACACCUACCUGUGCUAAAGCUUGAUGUUACUUUAAAGGUACAAACGAGUUCUGAAGUGUGCUGUGUUUACUUGCAGAGGGGAUAUUGGAUGAAAAUGCCAGUGAUGACACACCCACAUUUUCUUGCUAAAUUUUAUUAGCAAAUCCUGGAGCGGUGUGUAUUCAAAGUAUCAAGGGAAUGUGACCAAAGGUUUGAGAUGAUGUGGUACUGAGGUAUUCCUGGGUCCAGUGUAUUUCCUUGGAAGGACUGUGAAGCAGCAUUAAUGCACAGAGCACUGGCAGUGUUCAGCUUACACUUAUUUAUUAGAUUGAGCCAUUUGAGCAUUUAAGCACCUUUCCUAAAGGCAUCUUGCAGCUUAAAUGAGACUGAAGCAUUCACUUGAUUCUUCUGCUGUUCAUAACAGCAUAAUGGUAUGCUGAGGCUCUGUGGCAAAUUGUCCCAUGAUUAGGAAACGUUAUUGAAAAUGUGGCUCUUGCCAGUGCAGUUUCUUGGUCUCCAAGGGCUUCAUUCCUGACCUGGCUGUGAUGGUUAAACACAGGUGCUGAUGUUCUCCACAGAGAACGAGGGUAUAUUGCCAAAUAUUCAUACCUGCCCCUGCCUUACUUUAAAACUACAGUGAUUUUAUGUAUCUUGAAGCCACACCUGCCUGUCUUCCCUUGAAUUUGACCAACAUGAAUUUCAUCAUUCUGCAUUUCCAAAUGUGUGACAUCUUCUCUGUGAAGCACCCCAAGCCAUACUGUCCUCGUGGAGAAAGUGUGGGACAGAAGGGAUGGCCUGGAUGAAAUGUAAUUCCUGUAGCCCUAGUAAAUGAAAAUUGACCCAACUACUUUGUGCUUUUUAGUUCUUAUGUGGUUGAAAUUUUUUCAUAUCCCUACUCUAAAUGGAACAGAGAUUGUAGCUGUCCUGUUGGGAAACAAACAGUGUUGUGUGCAACUCAGGGUUUGAGGUGGACUCUCUUUUAGGCAAAUAGAUCACUAUCCAGAUACCUUGAAAAUGUGUUGUGAGGAGAACAAAGUCACAGAUGUGAAAAAAAAACCGAAUUGGUGACAGUUCUCUUUGGAGGGAUUAAGCAAUAAUCAAGCACCAGCUGAAUUCAGUUAUCUGCUUGGAACUUCCUACCAAAAAAACAUUUCUUUCAGCUAAGACUGGUUUCAACAUCCAUCAGCCCAGUCUUCAUCAAGUAAGCUCUAGUAACAGGUGGUUUUAAGGAUUUUCUUGUCUUCUCCAGAAUAAUUUUGUAUUAACCUUGCUAAGAUAAAGUGUGGGGCUUAGAUUUAUUGUUUUAACCUAUGACUAUAUUAAAAUAGGCUUAUUACUCUCCUGGCAGCAGGCCUGAUUUAUGGCACUGCCAUAAAUCAGUUGUGCUGAUUCAGCUGUUUGCAUAGCUAUUGUCUAAAUGCAUCUUUGAAGUAAUCCAAUUAAAAACCUCUUAAACUGAAUCACAGUUGCACACAGCCACUCCAUCAGCAUUGUUUAACUUGACAGAGGAUUCCCAAAGUACUGCUGACAUCUGCUUAAUUUUCCUGCAUUGAAAACCAGGAUUUUUUUUUUUUUAAUUUGAAGAUUCUUUCC
Melozone crissalis (California towhee) is the source of this 3113-nucleotide messenger RNA. It is a transcript of the gene HSPA13, whose product is annotated as heat shock protein family A (Hsp70) member 13. The coding region runs from base 14 to 1417 and encodes 467 amino acids. Gene Ontology annotation, molecular function: misfolded protein binding; ATP binding; ATP-dependent protein folding chaperone. The transcript is spliced from 5 exons. NCBI's taxonomy places the organism in Eukaryota, Metazoa, Chordata, Aves, Passeriformes, Passerellidae. The record is from RefSeq and is a predicted model, not a curated record. Gene Ontology annotation, cellular component: plasma membrane; cytosol; cytoplasm. Gene Ontology annotation, biological process: protein refolding; vesicle-mediated transport; cellular response to unfolded protein.